GCCAUGGCCUCACCGUGGCUAUGGCGUCGCGCGACGCACAAGAGUCGAAGCGCGAUGAUCCACCGCAACCAUCAACUUCCUCCUCAACCGCGAUGGGGGAGACCGACGCGCCUGCACGCACCGGCCCUCUCAAGCUCUCGGACUCCAUGUGUGCGCCCCAGUACGCCGCUUCUUUAAAAUGUUUGGACGAAGCCAAUUAUGAUAAGAGUAAGUGUCAGGAUCACUUCGAUGCUUACAAGGAGUGCAAGAAGCAAGAGAGGGAACUACGCCUUGAAGCCAAUCGAAAAUCCAAAAGUUUUUUCUGAGUUCUUGCAAAGUCGUAACAAAUCAAAUGCUGGUCCUCUUUCAUUCACGGUAGCAAAUCGAAGUGUAAGGCAGAAAGCUUCGAAGGAGUUGGUGCUCCAACCAGGAGAACCAUGUAGUGUUAGCCCAUGUAGCCUUGGACUGCAGUCCUUCAAUCCUUCAAUUACAUUAGUAUAUGGAGGGAUGGACAAGAUGACUAAAUAGUUGAAAGGAUAGAUUUUUGUUGGAGCUCUCGUCACUUAUGUGGAGAGUACGAAGCCAACAGCAAGUUGUUCUAACUUCACUCCGUUGAGAAUGCCAGUCAUUUGAUGUUCAACUUUCCAAAAGAGAGGCUGAAUACAUGCGAGAGAAUUUAGGUACCACUCAUACAUAUUGUCUGACCUUGUUGAUGGUAAAAAAAAAACAUUUGCUAGGA
This is a messenger RNA of Physcomitrium patens, 718 nucleotides long. RefSeq names its product cytochrome c oxidase-assembly factor COX23, mitochondrial. The record is from RefSeq and is a predicted model, not a curated record. NCBI's taxonomy places the organism in Eukaryota, Viridiplantae, Streptophyta, Bryopsida, Funariales, Funariaceae.